AUGAACUCCGCCCGUUCAGGCGAGGAGGUAGAUGCGGGUCAUCGCGCGCCUCCUCCUCCUCCUUCUCCUCCUGCCGGUGAAGACACGGGUCUUACACCGACGACUCAGAGUUCUGAGAGGCGCCAGGCAGCAGAAAGGGCUGGCUGGCGUAUAGGACCCAUCGACGUCGAGCGCCAAUGUGGGGUCCCACUGCCCGCGGGCCGUCACUGUGGAGGGUCUUUGGCUUGCAAGAGGCACUCGAUGAGCUCGAAACGCUCCGUGGCUGGGCGAUCUGCCCCGUACGACCAGUUACUCGCUGCCCUUAUAGAGAGGAAUCGAUCUGAGAAGAGGGCCUUGGAAGAGACUAGUUAA
Molecule: messenger RNA, 351 nt
Organism: Colletotrichum orchidophilum
Lineage: Eukaryota; Fungi; Ascomycota; Sordariomycetes; Glomerellales; Glomerellaceae
Exons: 2
Coding region: 1-351 (116 amino acids)
Biological process (GO): regulation of transcription by RNA polymerase II; regulatory ncRNA-mediated heterochromatin formation; RITS complex assembly
Cellular component (GO): SAGA complex
Source: RefSeq, a predicted model, not a curated record